CUUGAUGUUAAAAAUGAGAAAGAUGAUGAAGCCUCCUCCCAGUGCGAAAGUCGUGCGUUUGCUGCCAUGGGGCUCGGCAAUGCAUGGCCAUAAUCGUGGCGCAAUAGCGCGCCUUCUCGUGCCCAACAAGGAGAAGACUCGCCAGGUAUUGCUUCUGCAAUGCUCCUAUGUAGCGGGAGGUGCUUAUCGCGCUAGAUCCCAUAAAACAAGAGGGUGCAGCGGAGCGCGAUACUUUUCUUCUUUUCUGUCUCUAGGCCGAUAUAACCCGAAGACGAACGAGGAGGGCCUCGCUGGCUUGCAGCAGUUGGACAGCAUGCUGAAGCUCCUUCUGCGAUGUAUGGUCGGAUCAUGAUUAUGUAAUAGUAGUUGAUAGUCGCACUUCUACCACUGCGAUUUCUACCAUAUUUUUGAGAUAUUUAUGCAGGUACUAUGGGAUCACAUCUUCGUAAGUCCAGUGCUUGAUCGACUUCUUUUCCUCGAUUAACAUCUGCAGUCUAGUAAUCGAGGUUGUGGUGGAGUCGAACUGAUAGACAUAGAUUAUGUUUCUGGUGCUUCAUUAAUCUGAUGCUGUUCCUCCUGGUCUACGCGAUUCAUUGAUGUUGAUGGAUAUCUAUGCUACUUAUAUAUAAUUUGGUAUAAAGUUUUUCUUUGUUUUCAUUGUGUUUUCAUGGGCUCGAAGCCCGCGGAAGAACGCAGUAUGCAGGAUGUUCUGAAUCGCGUGGAGGCAUUCGUCACCUUGGGGAAGCAUUAUCACGCUGGCGGUCACGCCUCGCGCGCAUCUGGUUAUUUCCGAAGCGCACUCAAGGAAUGCAAUGAAUUAGCGGCCGCGCGCGCUGGUUACCUAGCGGAGGUGAGAGCCACGGGUGACACACGUCCACCACCACCGCAACCGAAACUUCCAUGGCCUCAAAGACUACUCGUGGCGGCGCGCAGUGCGAUUUUCGGUGACAAAACGCAAAAUCCUAAAAUGCUUGCCGCAUCGGCGGGAUCUGGUCCCACGCGCAGUCUCGGCCUUUUACCAACUACAGCAGGAUCCACGUCGUCUUUGAACGAGGUCCCUGCUGUAGGUAGCGCUAGCACGAGUUCGAGUUCGUCUCCUCUAGGGUCCACCUCUGCUUCUCGUGACCUCAUUGCUGUGUGCUCAGAACUAGCAACGAUGCCGAAAGGAGACGAAGAAAAGGUGCUCCAGGUUGUCGAGAAAAUCACUGGCCGACGACCUAAAGGACGCAAGCCAGAAAAUGUGCGCGACUCACUGCUCAAAUGGCUCGAGGAGCUCCCUCUAAAUUCCAUGCUGGCAGAAUGUCACGGGUAUAUGGGUCUCUCGCUGCUGUACUCAUCGAAUCAGUUGCGGCAUACUCUGCUUGAGGAACAGCAGAUGCACCCGAACGAGGCGAAGAUAAAUAAAAAAGAAACAGCAGUAGACAAUGAACACGAACAAGCAGGCUCCUCAGUGCUAUCAGUCCCGAAAGAUGCGACGAGUACUAGUGCUAGUGACUCAGGCUUGCAAGGAAGCAGGACACUACGAGAGGCUGGGGCCGCCAAGGCUACAGAGCCAGCGCUGUCGUCUGCUACCCACAGCGAAGAAGCCGGUGUAGCGUCGAAAAAAUUCGAUAAGAAAAAGCGGCUUGCGGAGGCGAAUAUUAAGAAUGCAGCCGCAGGACAUAUCAAAGUUCGCGAAGCGGGCGUACCUGAUGAGGCUCGCUCUGCAACCUCGAAGGAUGGCCAUCCUACUCUGGAUGAGAGCAACAUCGCAGCGUUGGCUAUUAAUUCUUCCAUUUGGAAAGAACGCAAUGAGCCAUACAUAUUCCCUGGAAAACGAGCCAGCAAGAAAGAGGAAGACACGACGCACGAGAUGGACGCAGCGAAUGUUAGCAUAGAAAACUCUGCAAAAACAUUGGGAUCUACGAACACUUCACCAGGUUUGAACAAAGAAGAAGUGGACUCACGAAAUCAACAAGCUAUGCUCGCAUCGACUUCACACGAGAAAAACGAAAAUGGAGUGCUUCAGAGCAGUGAGGCGCAGAGAAUAGAACAAGGUGCUGAACAAGAAGCGGCUGAAUCGUGUUCCUCAGUAUCGCGUCUUACUGCGACAUCUACACCUUCUCCGACCCCAACAUCGGCCUCAACCACUGUCGAACCGCCUCGAGCAUCUAGCCGAUCAGAACCGGUAGAGCCUGAGGUUGCAGCGACACUAGUUCAGACGGUUGAGGCUGACGCCGCGAAAGCAGAAUGGCAUCUCCGUAAAGCAUUGGAGCAUCUCCACGCCAUGGGUAACCAAGCUCAGAAAAGCGAACUGGCGGAGGCAUACAACAACCUUGGUGCUUGUCUACAGCAGAGGGAGAAAUAUCAGAAAGCGAUAGAUUACUAUCAAAUCGCACUCGAACGACUACUCGAGUACUACGAAAACGACGAUAAUAACCGCUUCGUCUGCCUCACGUACUUUGAUGCACAACUGUCUCAUUUCUUACUAUCGUUGGAGUUUUCCAAUUCCACUUCUUUUGUUUUUUAAUAAGUAAAUAUGGUCUUUCUUUUUCUAGUUAGGUCUGCUCCGCCACAAUUUAAUAAGUAAACAUGUAAGUAGUACUAGCUCAUCGCGACGCUUACAAUGACACUCUUUUCAACACACCAUCUUCAGUGUCACCAUAAUUCACAUUUUCUCACUUCACAAAAUCUCCAUCAAAACAAAGGUAUUAUAACCUGGCUUGUUGUAAGUGGUACGCUAGCGCUGGAGGAAGGGAGGAAAUUGAGAGGGCUGGAUUGUUGUGCAAGCGCCUCUUCGACGCGGAUGAUCCGCAGCGACAAGCAAUAGAGACUGUUGCGGGCUUGCUCGAGUCCCGAUUGAAUACUACGUCAGACCUGCAGAAGCACUUCCGGGAUGAAGAGGCAUUGGAAAUUGGCCAACAGACUGAGGGGGAUCAGAAAGCGCAGCUUGAUGUUUCUGGAUCAGGAGGUGACCGUAAUGUGAAAAUGGCUAUUUCUGCUGGCGGAGGAUCAUGAUGUUGGACUGGGCGUGUCCAUGUCCUCCUACGAACGACGAUCACGAGCACGAAAUUAAGUGUAUCAGCAACACAUCAGCAAAAGUAUCAGACUUUCUCGAAAUGACUUGCACGCCAUUCAUGCAAAGAUGUUGUGAGACAGAUUUACAUAUAAGGUCAUUCUCAGGACGAAGCUAUACUCUGUCCACUGCGUUCCCAAG
Molecule: messenger RNA, 3196 nt
Organism: Amoebophrya sp. A25
Lineage: Eukaryota; Dinophyceae; Syndiniales; Amoebophryaceae
Source: the annotation of a GenBank genome assembly